AUGAUGUGUCUGCUUGUUGGUUUCAUAAUCAUCAUUUAUAUCUUCUAUCGUUUAUAUCAACACUUUUUUCCGACACCAAGCAUCAAUCCUGACGGAAAAUAUGUUCUUAUUAGUGGUUGUGAUACUGGAUUUGGUCAUAGUUUAGCUAUUGAACUUGAUAAACAAGGUUUUAAUGUUCUUGCUGGUGUUUUCGUUCCUGACAACAUUACUUCACUCAAAAAUAAACUUUCAUCAAAAGCUACAGUGUUUCAUCUCGAUAUUACUAAACAAGAAGACAUUGAUGAUGCAUUUCAAUUAGUCAAAGAAAAAACAAAAGUUUUACAUGGACUUGUUAAUAAUGCUGGUAUCUCUGUUAGUGGUUAUAUUGAUUGGAUGUCAAUAGAAGUUAUGCGUAAAGUAAUGGAUGUGAAUUACUUUGGACAUGUUGCGAUGACAAAGAAAUUUUUACCUUUACUUAUCGCCAAACGUGACGCACGUGUUAUUAAUAUUUGUUCUAUAGCUGGUUAUCUCGCUCCAGCAAGUGUAUCAGCUUAUUGUGCAUCAAAAUAUGCUCUUGAAUCAUUUUCGGAUUGUCUUCGUCGUGAAAUGGUUCCAUGGGGUUUACGUGUCAGUAUUAUUGAACCAGGAUUUAUGCGAACAUCUAUCCUUGAAGAAGUUAAUAAGUCAUUUUCAGAGUUUUGGAAUCAACUUCCUAGAGAUGUUCAAGACCGAUGGGGAGAAGAUUUCGUUAAAGCAAGGCUUGCUGCCUCAAGAGCCAGCUUAUUCUUGAAUCAUGCCGAAGAUCCUAUGAAAGUUGUACGAGCUCUUCAACAUGCUGUUACGAAUACAUUUCCUCAUAUUCGUUAUCGACCUGGUUGGCAAUCGAGUCUGGUUUUUUUUCCACUUUCUACAUUACCCGCUUGGUGUGUUGAUUGGUUUUUUAGUAAAUUAAGUAGAACAACUCAUGUUCCUGCCAGUGUUAACAAGCAACAUAAAGAUUGA
This is a messenger RNA of Rotaria sordida, 981 nucleotides long. Lineage: Eukaryota; Metazoa; Rotifera; Eurotatoria; Philodinida; Philodinidae. The record is from the annotation of a GenBank genome assembly.